Molecule: messenger RNA, 1553 nt
Organism: Rhodamnia argentea
Lineage: Eukaryota; Viridiplantae; Streptophyta; Magnoliopsida; Myrtales; Myrtaceae
Product: S-adenosylmethionine synthase 1-like
Exons: 1
Coding region: 254-1429 (391 amino acids)
Biological process (GO): S-adenosylmethionine biosynthetic process
Cellular component (GO): cytosol
Molecular function (GO): methionine adenosyltransferase activity; ATP binding
Source: RefSeq, a predicted model, not a curated record
AUUCUUCCGAACAUUCUCGUACGAGAAAGCUGGAUCUUGAAAGCCCCGACUGGAAAGAAAGGCCGAGAGCGAGUCAAGCGAGAAGACCGUUUCAAAUUCUUGGUUUCGCUUCAACAAACUCGCCCUUCAUAUGCGGGACGUUUCAUCAAACACCCCCCCUCGACCAUCUCUCGCUCCUCUGUUUUCCUGAUCUUCCACUCAAAUUUUCCGCUUGCCCCAGACUCUGCAAAUCCUUCCCUAGUUUCACAGCGCGAUGGAGACUUUUCUAUUCACCUCCGAGUCUGUCAAUGAAGGCCACCCCGACAAGAUCUGCGACCAAGUCUCCGAUGCUAUCCUCGAUGCCUGCUUGGAGCAAGACCCGGAGAGCAAAGUUGCCUGUGAGACGUGUACCAAGACGAACAUGGUCAUGGUGUUCGGGGAAAUCACCACCAAGGCUAAGGUCAAUUAUGAGAAGAUCGUUCGCGACACGUGCCGCGGUAUUGGGUUCACCUCGGCCGACGUUGGCCUUGACGCCGACAAAUGCAAAGUCCUAGUCAAUAUCGAACAGCAGAGCCCCGACAUUGCUCAAGGCGUACAUGGAAAUCUGACGAAGAAACCUGAGGAGAUUGGGGCCGGAGACCAAGGUCACAUGUUCGGUUACGCCACGGAUGAAACUCCCGAGCUUAUGCCGUUGACUCACGUCCUAGCCACCAAGCUCGGAGCCAAGCUGACCGAAGUGAGGAAGAACAAGACGUGCCCGUGGCUGAGACCUGAUGGGAAGACCCAAGUGACGGUGGAAUACCGUAACGAUGGGGGAGCCAUGGUCCCUCUCAGGGUCCAUACGGUCCUAAUCUCGACUCAGCAUGACGAGACCGUCACCAAUGAGCAGAUUGCCAAGGACUUGAAAGAACAUGUGAUCAAGCCCGUGAUCCCACCUCAGUAUCUCGACGACAAGACGAUUUUCCACCUCAACCCCUCGGGGCGUUUCGUGAUCGGCGGGCCCCAUGGCGAUGCAGGCCUCACCGGGAGGAAGAUAAUCAUCGACACUUACGGUGGUUGGGGCGCUCAUGGUGGUGGCGCUUUUUCGGGCAAGGACCCAACCAAGGUCGACCGCAGUGGCGCCUACAUUGUUAGGCAAGCUGCAAAGAGUGUGGUAGCUUCUGGGCUUGCUCGACGCUGCAUUGUGCAGGUUUCUUAUGCCAUCGGUGUCCCCGAUCCGUUAUCCGUGUUCGUAGAUACUUACAAAACCGGCAAGAUUCCAGACAAGGACAUUUUGGCAUUGAUCAAGGAGAAAUUCGAUUUCAGGCCAGGAAUGAUCUCUAUCAAUCUUGAUCUGAUGAGAGGAGGCAACUUCAGGUAUCAGAAAACAGCAGCGUACGGGCAUUUUGGACGUGACGACCCAGAUUUCACCUGGGAGACAGUGAAGCUUCUCAAACCUGGCAAGGCAUAGAGCUUUUGCCUUCACCUGGUCACCUUGUUAUUCCUGAAUGAUUUCUGCUUUCACUUUGGAUUUUGUGUCUCUGCCCUAUUCUUGGUAUUAAUGGAAGGCAAAAGAGAGGGAACCUUGAAUUGAA